AUGCCUGUUGAAGUAGGAAGGGAUUCUGUUGGUUUUAAAUGGUGUGUCAGGGAAUGGGAAAAGGAGAGGCCGGAACUGUUUAGUAGUGUUGCUGAGGUGCUCGUGGAUCCUUUAACUAAACGCUGGAGGUCGAGGAGUGCGGGGACCGCACUGCCAGCCUCAGAGUCUCCGGGUGGAGAUUUGGGAUUUGUCGAUCCUUUAGGUGCGGUAAUUGAUGAAGAUAAGGAUUUAAGCACUAGCAGAGUAGAGGAUGAGACAAUGUCGAGUAAGUCGGAGAAAAGUUCGGUUUUAGUGAAUACAUUGGCUAUGGACAACGACGAAUACUUAGUGGAUGAAACGGUUCGCUCAGAUGGUUUUGAGCCUUGGUCCUUGAAAAGGAAAACGAUACUUGAAACAUUUGAAGCCUCUGAAAAGUUGACUAUUAAAACCAGUGUUCUUCCCAGUGGAAUACCGUUUGAAACUCAAGUUUCGAUGUUAAACCGGCAGUUCCAAAGGAUGCAGCAGUUCGAAGAUAAAUCGGGGCAGAAGAAGUAUGCAGAUCUUUCUCAGCAGGAACACAUUCGUGUAUUGAACGAUUUAAGGCAUAAGCUACUCAUUGCGUGGUCAUGCGAGAAGCGAGUUGAAGCCUUAACGAUCUUGACUGAUAUUGCUCGGAUUCUCGCCUCUACGUCAUCUCCUCAGUUUUAUCCUAGCCAAUUUGUUCUUGUAACUGACAUUCUUGACGUUUUCGGCCAACUUGUCUAUAACCGUUUAUUAUCAAAAGCGAAUGAAAAGUUAAAAGAUCUUGGAUUGGCUGAACUAUCAGAUGGCUUCUCUCUGAAAGAUAUCCCGGAGGCAGUUCAGGAAGUGGCAAAAAAUUGGCUCUGUAAAGUCGGGACUAUCACUGAACUUUUACCUAGGGUAUACGUUGAGUCAUCUGUCAUCGGUUGUAUGCAGUUUUUUGAUCCUGAAGCGUUAUCUAAAAAUUUUCAACGACUGUGUGGAAUGACGAACCAUAUUCAGCAGCCUCUUGUAGCUACCUAUGCGCGUGCCUAUAUCUGUCGUAUUGCCAUGAGGAUAGCACCAAACGAUUCAACUCCUCACUGGAAAUGCUUGAAUGAUUGGAUCAAUUUGUCUUCCACUGCGCUUCAAGUGUCGUCUGGUGCGCUGCAGGCAUCAAUUUUGACACCUGCUCUUGAAUGGAUUAUUCAAUGCGCGUCGUAUCGUACGGUUUCAUGUGAGGAAAUGCUUCCAGUUUGGAACUUCUGCCGACUUUCAGAAAAACGAACUUUGCUUUUAAAGCCAUUUUUAUCAUCUGUCGCCAUUACUUAUCUUUGCAAUCAUGCAACAGAGUUUUGUGAGCUGGUUUUGCAAGGCGACGAAUUGUUAGUAGAGGAAGUAAAAAUAUUUGGCCAAAGACUAAUGAAGGGGGAAACACCAGAAGGUGCUAAAAGGACUUUGUUGAGAGCUCUUUGGCAGCGGAUUAUCAAGCUUACGAACAUUAAAGAUUUUUUGGAAUGCAGUGUGGUAUGGGUUGGAUUUGCUGCUGCUUCUUUUUCACUAAGCACAGUUGAUGUUAUGAUUGAGGGUUUCAAAAAAAAGCUCUCCGAAAGCAAGCAAUGUCGUCAACAUAGUGAAUACGUGACACAAUUAGUUGGGCUUGUCGUCGCUAACAGAAAAGACAUUAUUGAACUUCUUUCUUCAGACCACUUCAUUAAACUGCUUGAUUUUGUUCUUGAAGGGAGUGACAGGGCAAGGUGCUCAAAAAUGAUUUUAAAAGCAUUUGUCAAUGAGCAUCCUAUAUCGUCUUGCGAGAAUUUCAAUGUUGCUUAUCAGGUUCUCCUUCUGUGCAAGCAACUUCAGGAUUCUCUUUUCGCUGAAGCCGAUAAAAAUCGCGCUAUCUUUACAUCAAAUCUUAUUAAAAGGUCUCUAGACCGUUUAUUCCUUGAUAAAGAACCAGAAAGAGCUUUAAAUUUUUACGUUGAUGUCCGCUCUGCUUUGUCAAACAAUGACGAUGUCAUCGCUUAUUUGGUGACGCGAAUAUGCAGUCUUGGUAGUAGUUUGACUCAAGUGGGAAAAAUAUCUCGAACAGGAACUUUAUUUUUGCGCGCUUGCAUAGCGAGCGCUUUUAUCACAAUAGCAUCCAUAAUCGAUUCCGUACAGCGGCUUUACCUUUAUCUACAGUGUGGCUUUUUUGGACUUAUGGCUAACGCCUUGCCUCAAGUUGAUGCAAUUGUGAAGUGUUGUAUUGAGCUUUUAGCGGAAAGUGUUAAAAUUAGUCCUGAACAGUUUUAUUCUGCAUCAUCAUGCUUUCUUGCUUUUUUGGUUUUGGUCCCUGAUUCGCCAUCUAAGGUGCCACUGUACGCUUUCAACGCAUUUUUUAAUGCUAUAAGCCGAUAUGACUGGGAUGGCCAUUAUUUGGAACACGGGCGAUUAUUAUUACAAUGUCUAAAUUACCUCUCUACAAUGAGGCUGCCUGUGUUGCCAUACCACAUUGGAACUGUGCAGUCUAAUGAUUCUAUUCAUGGAGGUAGUCAAGAGUUUCUUAGUGUUAUCUCUGAAAAAGAGAAAAUAAUAGUUGCAAAAUUGGAGGAGCUUUUACAAACUGCUGGAAGUCAUGUUAAAAUGGUGUCAAUGGAGUUAUUGGAGCUUAUAGUGAGUAUCGCAGCUGCAGAUACACUCACACCAACUAUUUGCCAACUUUGGCGGAACGUUGCCGGCAGAAGCAGUUUGUCGCGUAGGAAAGCUGUUGUUUACAGUGGUUUGGAAAGAUGCGUUUUUGAGGAGAAAGUGUUAAAGCGUUUGCUAAGUGCACUUGAUAUCUUAGAGCAAAAGGCGGAAAACAUCUCAAAGUAG
This is a messenger RNA of Enterobius vermicularis (human pinworm), 2835 nucleotides long. NCBI's taxonomy places the organism in Eukaryota, Metazoa, Nematoda, Chromadorea, Rhabditida, Oxyuridae. The record is from the annotation of a GenBank genome assembly.